GUUUACAUCCAUCCACAGUCUCUCUCUCUCUAUACCUACCUUUCGCUCUUUUCUUUUUUAGUUUAUCUCUUUACGAUUCGCUUCAGAUCCGAGCUUGGAAGAUUUCAAGCUCUCUCUAAGAAAGUCUCACACUUUUUGUUCCCGAAUCAAUCUCCCAAGUCAUGGCAGGAUCAGCACCAGAAGGCACCCAGUUUGAUACUCGUCAGUUUGACCAGAGGCUCAAUGAAGUCCUUGAGGGACAGGAUGAGUUCUUCACCUCCUAUGAUGAGGUCCAUGAGAGCUUUGAUGCCAUGGGUUUGCAAGAGAACCUUCUUAGGGGUAUCUAUGCCUAUGGUUUUGAAAAGCCUUCUGCUAUUCAGCAAAGAGGAAUCGUUCCCUUUUGCAAGGGUCUUGAUGUGAUCCAGCAGGCUCAGUCUGGUACUGGCAAAACCGCCACUUUCUGCUCUGGUGUCUUGCAGCAGCUCGACUUCUCCCUUGUCCAGUGCCAGGCUCUCGUCUUGGCUCCCACCAGAGAGCUUGCUCAGCAGAUCGAGAAGGUCAUGCGUGCUCUCGGAGACUACCUUGGCGUCAAGGUCCAUGCUUGUGUUGGUGGAACCAGUGUCCGUGAGGAUCAGCGUAUCCUCCAGGCCGGUGUCCAUGUUGUCGUUGGAACUCCCGGUCGUGUCUUUGACAUGCUCCGAAGACAGUCUCUUCGCUCCGACAGCAUCAAGAUGUUUGUCCUUGAUGAAGCUGAUGAGAUGCUCUCCCGUGGUUUCAAGGACCAGAUCUACGACAUAUUCCAGCUUCUCCCACCGAAGAUUCAGGUCGGAGUGUUCUCAGCCACGAUGCCGCCAGAGGCUCUCGAGAUCACAAGGAAGUUCAUGAGCAAACCGGUGAGGAUCCUGGUGAAGCGAGACGAGCUCACCCUCGAAGGUAUCAAGCAGUUCUACGUGAACGUGGAGAAGGAAGAGUGGAAGCUCGAAACUCUCUGUGACCUCUACGAGACCUUAGCCAUCACUCAGAGCGUCAUCUUCGUCAACACUCGCCGCAAGGUGGACUGGCUCACUGACAAAAUGAGGAGCCGUGACCACACGGUCUCAGCGACUCACGGAGACAUGGACCAAAACACGAGAGACAUCAUCAUGAGAGAGUUCAGGUCUGGCUCUUCCCGUGUCCUCAUCACGACAGAUCUCUUGGCUCGUGGUAUCGAUGUGCAGCAAGUGUCUCUGGUCAUCAACUUUGACCUCCCGACUCAGCCGGAGAAUUACCUUCACCGUAUCGGAAGAAGUGGAAGGUUUGGGAGGAAAGGUGUGGCCAUUAACUUUGUGACGAAGGAUGAUGAGAGAAUGCUUUUUGAUAUUCAGAAAUUCUACAAUGUUGUUGUUGAGGAGCUUCCCUCAAACGUUGCCGAUCUGCUUUGAAGAAGAAAGGAAAACCACCGUUGAAGAAGAAGAAGAAUAGGUUACUUGUUUCGCAAGCUUCUUAUUUUGAUUUUUGACCCAACUUUCUCUGUUUCUCUCUCUCUUUACUCAUCGAUACCUCUCGUCUCAUUUUCGAACAUAUAUAUGUCUCAUCUGAACAUGUUUCUUCUUAAUCUCAUGCAAUAUUUAUUUAUUUUCUC
Molecule: messenger RNA, 1600 nt
Organism: Brassica oleracea var. oleracea
Lineage: Eukaryota; Viridiplantae; Streptophyta; Magnoliopsida; Brassicales; Brassicaceae
Product: eukaryotic initiation factor 4A-1
Exons: 4
Coding region: 162-1400 (412 amino acids)
Biological process (GO): cytoplasmic translational initiation
Cellular component (GO): cytoplasmic stress granule
Molecular function (GO): RNA helicase activity; translation initiation factor activity; ATP binding
Source: RefSeq, a predicted model, not a curated record